Molecule: messenger RNA, 4242 nt
Organism: Coniophora puteana RWD-64-598 SS2
Lineage: Eukaryota; Fungi; Basidiomycota; Agaricomycetes; Boletales; Coniophoraceae
Exons: 8
Coding region: 40-3903 (1287 amino acids)
Molecular function (GO): protein binding
Source: RefSeq, a predicted model, not a curated record
CUUGUACUUGUUUCCACCCGCCUCGACCAGCCGUAAGCCAUGCCCGAGUAUGUCUAUGCGAUGCAUGACUUCGUCCCGGAGCACGAGGACGAGAUCGCCUUUCGUGCCGGGGAGCCCAUCGAAAUCAUCGAGAAGGACGACCAGUACAGCGAUGGGUGGUGGCAGGGACGUAAUUUAGCUGGAAAGGUCGGCCUCUUCCCCAAGGAUUACACUGCGCCGCCUCCGCCUCCUCUCCCUGCCUCUGUUACUUCAGCCCAGCAAGCACCCGUUCAACCUCCUCCUGAGUCAACGCCUGCCCCACCGACCACGACCAACGGCCUCCAUACCCUCCGAGAAGAAACAGAGGCCGGCUCGAUGUACCACGGAAGCGACGCCGCAUCCCGCAUCGGCGUCGCCCUCGGCGAUCCCGUCGAGGAACAACGCAGCCAAGUCGGAGUGAUGCGAGCGACAAUGACCGACGUCCAGAAGGCGCUCGAGCAGCUCGGCCAGAACCGCGACCGGGACACGGACGGCGCCCGCAGCUUCUCGUUCGCGAGCACGCGGGACGGGGACACCGAUCCCUCGGACGCAGACGACGAUACGGACCACGAGGGCAACAGCACCUGGCACCGCGACCACCGCAGCAAGCUCGCGGAGAAUGCUCGUCUUAUUGUGGAGCAGCAGCAGGCGCAGGCGGCGGCGGAGGCGCGCUCGAAGGCGCCGCCUAUUGAGGUGGAGAUGAGCGAUGAGAGCGAGGCGGAGGAGGACGAGCCGUUUGAUCAUCUGUCGCCCAUCAUGCAGGACCGCGACCAUCCGCAUAUUCCGGAGGAGGACGAGGAAGAGGACGAGCGGCGGAGCUUUAGUGGUCUGGCGCGGUUGGCAGGGGUGUCGGGAUCAGGCGAGUCUAUCGCUAUCGCCGCGCCGCCUGCGGACGAGUCCCAGAUGCCGACGGUGACGGCUAUGCAGACGACGUUUCCCUCUCCGCCCCCGGUGAUCACAACGCCUCCUGUGCAAGACCCGCCCCAGCCCCAGGAGCCGUCCCUCCCCACGCCCACGUCUCCCAUCGAGCCUGUUCGGAACGCAAUCGCCGCCCCCGUUCCUGUUGCUGCUGCUGCUGCCCCUGCUGCGAUACCCCUGCCCCUCUCGCCCCCUGAGGCUGCUGCUCGUGUUACGCCGACUCCUCCCGCCGCUGCUCCAGUGACCCCUGUGGCUAACAAUAAUGUGCUUCCCUCGCCUUCGCCGUCGUCGCUGCGCACCGGCACCAGUCCGCAGCAGACGUCGAAACACACCAGCGUCGCAUCGUCCACCAGAAACUCGGAGUCUCAGCCACCCGCCACCGGCACGCCUGCUACUGAGGUGUCCACAAUCGUGUCCGCCGACAGCGGGACCAGGAAAGCCAGGACGCCUCCGUCGGAGUGGUCCGUCGAGGACGUCGUGGAUUGGUUGAAGAACAAGGGCUUCGGGCAGGACAUCUGUGACAAGUUUAUUGAACAAGAAAUCACAGGCGACGUCCUCCUCGAGCUCGACAUCAACCUGCUCAAAGCCGAGGUCGGCAUCCCCGCGCUCGGCAAGCGCAUGCGCAUCGCGAACGCCAUCGCGGAGCUGCGCCGUCCGCCGUCCAUCGUGUUCCCCGACGACGAGCGCUCCGCGAGCGGCGCGCAGAUCAUCUCGGCGACGCCGUCGUCGCUCUCGCAGCCGUCGUCGCGCCCGUAUUCGCACUCGCAUCAUAGCUCGGUGCAGCAUAGUUUGAACAGCCCGAUAUACCCUACGCAUAUGGCUGCUGCUCUCGCGCAGCAGCAGCAGCAGCAGCAACAGCAACAGCAGGGGCAGCAGCAGAGCAUGAGCCAGCCGAACUCGGCGACGUUCCUCUCGACGGACAACGAGUCGGCGUAUGGGCGGGCGUCGAGCUUCAGCAUGAGCAGGCCGGGCGGGCUGGGGCUCGGUUUGGUCGGGGUGCCGGGGCAGCUUGGGCCGUCGCCUAGCGAGAGCGCGUUGCAGGUCGGGUCUACGGACGAGGACCGCGGUGCGAUGAGCGAUGGCGAGACGGCUACGACCGCGGCGAAACAGCGUCGGCGCUUGUUUGGGCGGUCUAUGGAGUCUACGUCGUCGACGAAUUCCAAGACGAAGGAGAAGGAGCGGGACAAGGACAAGGACAAGGACAAGGAGAAGGAAAGGGAGAGGGAUAGUAGCAAGGACGACGCGCCGUCGAUCUCGCCCGCGCCGCGCCCGCGCAAGCGGCAGUCGCUCGACGACGCGAGCAUCUCGAGCCGGCACCGGAAGAAGACGAGUAUGGACGGGAACAAGGGCUCGGAACGGCUGAGCAUGUUUGGGCACUUCUCAGGGAGCCUCGGCAAGGGGAACAGAAAGCCGCCGCCUCGCGUCACUUCCGGCCUGCUCGAAGACGGAAGCCCCGAAAAAUCGAGCCGCAGCAUCUCGCGGCUGGUCGGCGGCGGGGGCAAGAAGUCGUCGGGCCGCCCGACGACGUCGGACGGCACGAGCUCGCGCUCGAACCUCCUCCACAGCUUCACGCACCCAAACCAGCAGAGCAAGGAGCGCAAGGAGAAGACGGGGUCCAAGAGCUCCGAGAAGGAUCUGCUCAGCGUCGGCGGCGGCGGCGACAGGGCGCGGCCCGAGGUGCUGCGCAAGCGCUCGGGAUCCCCGCAGAGCGCGGGCGGGCCGCGGUCGCCGGGGCUCGCUGGGAAUGGGAAUGGGAAUGGGGCUUCCUCUGUGGGCGGUGCUGCGAACGGCGGGGCGGGCGCUGUGAAGCCGGGCAGGAGCAUUUUGGAGCAGAUUGGGGCGCCGGAUCAUCAGGGGUGGUUGAGGAAGAAGGGGGAUUCGUAUAAUGUGUGGAAGACGCGGUAUUUGGUUAUCAAGGGGACGCAUCUGUAUGUGCUCCGGAGCAAUGCGAAGGCGGAGACGAAAAUCAAGGGGUACAUCAAUAUCGUGGGCUAUAGGGUCAUUGCGGACGAGAACAUCGACCCGGGGCGUUAUGGUUUCCGGAUUGUGCAUGACACGGACAAGACGCAUUUCUUCAGCUCGGAGGAGCAGCUUGUCAUUCGUGAGUGGAUGAAAUCCAUCAUGAAGGCUACGAUUGGUCGGGAUUACUCGAGACCUGUCGUGUCCUCCGUCAACAUCCCCACUAUACCCCUCGCAGUCGCACAAACCAUGAACCCGGCGCCUCGUCCACCGUCGCCCUCGGCCCGCGCCGCGACCCAGAAGGCGCUCCGGCGCGAGAAUCCCAACCAGCUCUCCACGCGCGACGCCAGGGUCCUGAUGGGCAUCGGCGAAGGCACGCCGACUCCCGUUGAUAAUGUGCCGUCGGGCAGGUCACGCGAGCGCGUGAACUCGAUCUUUUCACAGAGCGAGGAGGCCGAGCCGCUCACGCCGAUGACGGCCGUCACGCGGAAGACGUCGACGCGGAGCAACGCACCGCCGAGGCCGUCGAGGGAGAUGCGGCGGAUGUCGACGACUCCGAGUGAACAGUCAUCGCAUACCCUCUCCGUGAACCCGGGCCUGAUCGAAUGGGCGAACGCGUGGCUGCCCCAAUCGCUACAAGUCACGGACCCAAGCACACAGCUAUACGACGGGCUCGCGCUCCUGCGGCUCGCCGAAGCCGUCGUCGGGAAGCCGAGCUCGCCGCCCGUGCCGGACAGCGCGUUCCCAAAGGGGCCGAACGACGACAAGCUCGACGGGCUGUUCCGGCUGUUCGAUUUCUUGCUCGACAACGACGUGAAGAUGGGGAGCGUGAGCAUCAACGACGUGCGCUCGGGGAAGCGCGACAAGGUCGUGCAGCUGCUCAAGGCGCUCAAGGUGUGGGAGGAGAAGCGGCGGGAGGUGUUGCGCUCGAUUGGGGGCGGGACGGUGCAGGCGGGGCCGUUUAUGGCUGCGCCGGUUGGGAUGGGGGUGGGGGCGUGGAGGAUGUAGAUGCUGGGGUGAUUUUUUGUGUUUUCUUUUUUCUUUUACUUCUUUCUUUCUUUUUGAUCUUAGGUUUCGCUUUAGUGGAAUUGUGCGAGCUGUUCUAUGGACUCGACCACACACACUCCUUGUCUUUUCUGCUUUCCCCCCUCGCAACUUUUACUUGCUUCUUCUUUUCUUUUUAUUUUCUUGACGUCUGCUUCUCCCGCAUCUAAUAUAUGCUCUUUCUGCUCAUGAUUAUCAUACUGACAUACGUACGCAUAUCUUUUACCACUUAGCCGACGCGGAGCACUUGUUGCAUCUACCCGCUGCUUACACCCUCCUUAUUAUACGUUGUUCCAUUUUUAU